Messenger RNA from Hordeum vulgare subsp. vulgare (domesticated barley), 553 nucleotides. RefSeq lists its product as uncharacterized. Bases 170 to 448 code for a protein of 92 amino acids. The transcript has a single exon. The record is from RefSeq and is a predicted model, not a curated record. Lineage: Eukaryota; Viridiplantae; Streptophyta; Magnoliopsida; Poales; Poaceae.
GCCACCUUCCCGUCAGCGAUGCACGGCGCCCUAUAUAAGCGGCAGCCAGCACCCAUGGUGCUCCAUCACAUUCGCAAAGCCUCGUUCGCUGGCAUCCAGAUCAUCCAUUUCGUUCCUGCAAUCAUAAAAAGUUGGUUCGUCCGGCCAACAAGUUAGUUGAGAUCAACCCAUGGACAUGUCUUCAACGACGACGGUGGCGGCGGCAUCCGACGUCGCCGGCGCCUGGUUCUUCGGCGAGCUCUCCGCCGCCCUGCGUGGGAAGAAGCGGCAGGCCGUGCCGGCGAUGAGCCACGCCGAGCACCAACACCAGAUGGGAGGGGCCGCUCAUGGCAACAAGGCGGCAGCCGCGGCGACGAAGCCGUCCGUCGCCGACCUGGAGGGGGCCGGCGGCGGCGGGAUGUCGGACGCGACGGUGUACCUGCUGCUCGACCGCUUCGCACCCAGCUAGCCGGUGCAUGCUCGUGUACCUCCACUGUAUAUGUAACUACGUUUCUGUUUCUUUAUCCCCUUACUGUUCAGAGACAUUAUGCAGAAACUCUGGUUGGACAUGUGA